Messenger RNA from Paramecium sonneborni, 676 nucleotides. Lineage: Eukaryota; Ciliophora; Oligohymenophorea; Peniculida; Parameciidae. The record is from the annotation of a GenBank genome assembly.
AUUCAAUUGAGUUUCAGAUGAAUUAAAACUGAAUAAAUUCACACUCUAUUAUGAGGGUCAACUAAUGAGUACUGACAAAUAAUACCAUGAUCUUGAGAUCCAGAAAUAAAGUUAUUUCUAAAUUUGCUACAGCAAAUAUGUAAUAGGCUUUUUAUGUUUCGAAUAUGUAUUAAUUAUAUGUAAUUUUCAUACUUCAUAAGUUUUAUUAGGGCAUAUACAUUUAUUCAGAAUAGAAGUAUUCUUAUAAAACUUUGAUGUACAAUCAGUAAAAUAAUUACCAUUUUUUUAAUAUUUAUAGCAUAGAUGGAUAUAAGGCUAGCAAGAUAUAGAUAAAAUUUAAUAAUGUGAUUACAAUAAUGAUGGAUCCAUAAAAUAUCCAUUGCUACCUAUUCAUAUAUCAUUAGAAACUAUUUAAUUUAGAAGAGAGCACAUGAAAGCCUUUUGUGGCAAGAUCAACAAAAUUAUAAAAUGGCAAUUAAAUUUUAAUGCAAUUAUGAUUAGAUAGAAAAUAGUUUUUUUUCACUUGAUUUACAAUAUAAUUCAGAUAUACAAUAUUGACCCUCAUAAUUCUAAUUAUAUUAGCAUUAAGUACAUACUGAUGUUGAAAUACAGAUUUUACAAUUUUAACAAUUAUUUGAAGUGUUUAUGAUAUGCCUUUCUUUACAAUAUCAAGAGG